UUUGUAGUUUGCGGCGGACAACAUGGCGGCCUUCAUGCUGGGCUCGCUGCUUCGGACGUUCAAGCAGAUGGUUCCUUCAUCAGCUUCAGGCCAAGUUCGAAGUCACUAUGUAGACUGGAGAAUGUGGCGCGAUGUGAAGAGACGAAAAAUGGCCUAUGAAUACGCAGAUGAGAGGCUACGUAUUAAUUCACUCAGGAAGAAUACCAUUUUGCCAAAAAUUCUUCAGGACGUGGCCGAUGAAGAAAUCGCUGCCCUCCCCCGGGAUAGCUGUCCCGUUAGAAUCAGGAAUCGGUGUGUUAUGACGUCCCGUCCGCGUGGUGUGAAGCGGCGCUGGAGGCUUAGUCGUAUAGUCUUCCGUCACUUAGCUGACCACGGGCAACUUUCUGGGAUCCAGCGAGCAAUGUGCCUCAACACUGAAUACAUUUGUUUUUAAACUUUUUCCAGUGAAAGGUAAAAAGAAACUGUGGUUUAUUCUCUUUUGAACAAGGCUCUCAAUCUGUUACCCAAGCUGGAGUACAGUGGCAUGAUCAUAGCUCACUGCAGCCUUAAACUCCUGGGUUCAAGUGAUCCUCCAGCUUUAGCUUCCUGAGUAGCUGGGAUUAUGGGCACCAGCCUCCAUGCCUGGCCAAUUGCUUUCUCUGAUCUAACUGUGUUGGUUAAUACCUCCAGUAAAAUAUAGUAAUGGAGAUCACAGGCACUGGUCCUGACUUCAGGGGCAAUAGGAAUAAUUCCUACUAGAAGCCUCAUUUUUCUGACAUACUUCUAGGCAAAUAAAUCAUAAAACUGUUCUAAUGAA
Molecule: messenger RNA, 796 nt
Organism: Mandrillus leucophaeus (drill)
Lineage: Eukaryota; Metazoa; Chordata; Mammalia; Primates; Cercopithecidae
Gene: MRPS14
Product: mitochondrial ribosomal protein S14
Exons: 5
Coding region: 23-433 (136 amino acids)
Biological process (GO): translation
Cellular component (GO): ribosome; mitochondrial small ribosomal subunit
Molecular function (GO): structural constituent of ribosome
Source: RefSeq, a predicted model, not a curated record